AUGACUUCUUAUUGUAGGAUCAUGGCAUUUAAUGAUUUAAAAUCACAAUAUAUUUUAGCAUUCACUAUUUUGAAACACGGCGGGCCUGAAAAUAAAUGGAAUAAGAUCUCUGACGAUAUUCGACAGCAUGUUCCAGCAUCACCAGUGGCAUGCUUAAAGCAAUACAAUGAAUUAUUAAAUUUAUAUGAAACUGACUGGCGAAAAAGUAGACGUCUCAAUGAGCCAUUCUACAAAUAUUUAUAUUCAAAAUUGAAGAAAAUGUACUAUGGCGAAAUAUGUGAUAAAAUUCAAGAAAGCCGAAAGAUGAUCGAUGUUGUAUACGAGUUUUUAAAACAUUUUGGUGAAGGUCGAAUCCAAAUUCAAGAUAUCAAUGAUAUAUUGAAACAAAUUGAUUUUGGUUCUGAAAAUGGAGAAAUGAGCAACAAAAAAUUGACUGUAUUCAACCAAAUCAAAGAUUAUAUGAGCCAGUCCAUAACUGAUCCAAUUAUAUCAAAUAAUCAUCCUGUUAUGUCUAUACCACCAUUCAGAGACGAUAAUAUAACAGAAGAACCAAUAAAAAACAGCGAGACAUCAAAAUUUGAAAGAAAAACACUCGGUAUUCGUUCUAGUGAAUCAGAUAGUCCACCUGCAAUGUUGCAGGAUAACGUAUGCCAGAAGGACCAGGUAUUACCGAAUAUAGAACAACAAAUAUCCUCUGACAUAAAUGAAGAAAAUGUUUUAUUCGAUAAUAAUAAUAAUAAUAAUAAUAAUAAUAUUAAUAAUAGUAGUAAUAAUAGUUGCAGCAUCUUCUCGGUAUUACAAGAUGUUUGUCAACCACCAGUAAUAACAAUUGUGACAGAGGAAAAACACAACAAUCCUCCCGAAAUACAUGCAUCUGUGGUAGUUGUAUCUACCAUUGAUAACAGUAAGGAAGAGAAAUCGGUAACGAAUCAAAACCAGGAAGAAAUAAUUAGCUUUAGUGAUGUUGAACAUGAUGAUGGAGAAAAAGAAGAGAAACAAAGUGCACAAACAAUGGACACAGAUGAUACGAUUAGUAACAUGGCAUUAGAUAAAACGAAGGCAAAUGAAGCGAUAACAUUUGACGAAGAUAGGUCAAAGAUAAUGUCGGAAGAUACGGAAAAAGAAGACAUUGUUGAACAGCCAGAAGAUAAAGAAAAUGAUGAAUCAAAUUUUUCUCUAACAGUCAGUACUACUCCAACGACUCAAUCACCGCCGGAAAGUAUUCAAGGCAAUCGAUCGCCACAAUAUGAAGAUAUUAGUAAUGAAUCAUUAGAUUUAAUCGAUAAUAAUCAUCAGGAAAUAACAGCACCAUCAACAAGUGAUGAUACUACUGAAAAACAAUUAUUGGAGGAUAAUCUUAGUAGAAGUUUUGACGAUAAUACGUCUCAGCAACAUUCUAUUGAUGCAAAUGAAGAUAGCAGCGUUGUUACCGAUGACAAUCCAAAUGAUCAUGUUGAUGCGAAUAUAUUUGACACAUUUAGUGAAGAUAAUGAAAAUGAAUAUAAACAACCGAAACUGAAGUCUCCUAAGAGUAACGUUAAUCGUCCAGACAUUAAAAUAAAAAUAAUCAAUCAAAAAACUGUAACAAUACCGACAAAAGUAAAUAAAAAAAGUCGGAAACCUAUGCUCUAUGUUCAAAGAUCAUUAGCAAAUUCAAAAUAUGGCAGUGAUUUCAAAAAGCCGAUAUUAUCGUACAAUUUACCAGAGGAUUAUACUGAUAAAAUUAAAAAACCAAUGGAUUUACAUCAAAUAAAACAAAAUAUUGACGCAGGCUAUUAUGAUGAAAAAAUAUAUGAAUUUCAACGUGACGUGAUGAUAAUGUUUACAAAUGCAUUGUAUUUUUAUGCUCCUGGUGACGAAGUCUAUAUUCAUGCACUCGAAACAUUAUCAUUAGCUCAACAACUUUUACACACCACACCAAAUACAUUGAUUCCGUGGGGCGAAGAGAAAUUACAGCCACAAAAACUUGUUCGUUCAAGAAGUUCAACAACGCCAGAAAUUCAAAUAGCAAAUGAAUCUCAAAAUGAAUUUUUAACAAUAUCUGCUGUAAGUAAACAAGAGCCAGAGAAUAUGGACGAAGAGGAAUUGCUCUCAACAAUUAUUGAGACGAAGUUAAAUUCACCAACGAUUGCUCCUAGACAACCAUCUAGAAGAACAAAACGAACAAAUACAGCAUACUUUGGUGAUUCAAAUUUGAGAAGUAAACGUAAACGAACUAGUUAA
This is a messenger RNA of Didymodactylos carnosus, 2223 nucleotides long. Lineage: Eukaryota; Metazoa; Rotifera; Eurotatoria; Philodinida; Philodinidae. The record is from the annotation of a GenBank genome assembly.